GCCGCGCAGGCAGCGCCCGCGCCCGGGCUGCCGCUGCGCUGCGGCGCCGCUUGCUUUCUUCCAUCGCAGCCGCCUCCGCUGUUUUCCUCUCUCCCUUUCUUCGAUUUUUUUUCCCCCAUGAAGAUGGCGGCGCCGCUCGCCAGCAAGGCAGGGUCCGCCGGCACCAACAGCAAGCCUCCCUUCCCGGAGCUGGAUUUCCGAUCGGGAGCCAGGGUGGAAGAACUGAAUAAACUCAUCCAGGAAUUCACCAAGCACGACCAGAGGGAGUACGACGACCAGCGAGCCCUGGAGAUCCACACGGCGAAGGACUUCAUCUUCUCCAUGCUGGGCAUGGUUCAGAAACUUGACCAGAAGCUGCCUGUAGCCAAUGAAUACCUGCUACUUUCGGGUGGUGUGCGGGAAGGUGUAGUGGACAUUGAUCUUGAUGAGCUAAACGUCUAUGCACGAGGGACAGACUAUGACAUGGACUUUACCCUACUUGUGCCCGCACUGAAGCUGCAUGACCGCAACCAACCAGUCACACUGGACAUGCGCCACUCAGCUUUGUGCCACUCCUGGCUGAGCCUUCGGCUUUUUGAUGAAGGAACUAUCAGCAAGUGGAAGGACUGUUGCACGAUUGUGGACCAUAUCAAUGGAGCUACCAAUUAUUUCUUCUCUCCAACAAAAGUAGCAGACUGGUUCUAUGACUCCAUUAGCAUUGUCCUCUCCGAGAUCCAGAAAAAGCCUCAGCGAGGGAUGCCAAAGGUAGAGAAGGUAGAGAAAAAUGGGACUAUCAUAUCCAUCAUUCUGGGAGUGGGCAGCAGCCGCAUGCUCUAUGACAUUGUCCCAGUGGUCUCCUUCAAGGGUUGGCCAGCCGUGGCCCAGAGCUGGCUGAUGGAAAACCACUUCUGGGAUGGGAAGAUCACAGAGGAGGAAGUCAUAAGUGGGUUUUACUUAGUGCCUGCAUGUUCCUACAAGGGGAAGAAGGACAAUGAAUGGAGGCUGUCAUUUGCCAGAAGUGAGGUACAGCUGAAAAAGUGCAUAUCCAGUAGCCUCAUGCAAGCCUAUCAGGCCUGCAAAGCUAUCAUCAUCAAACUACUCUCCCGCCCCAAAGCCAUUAGUCCAUAUCAUUUGCGGAGCAUGAUGCUGUGGGCUUGCGACAGGCUACCAGCCAACUACUUGGCUCAGGAGGAUUAUGCUGCUCAUUUCCUCCUGGGUCUCAUUGAUGAUCUCCAGCACUGCUUGGUCAACAAGAUGUGCCCUAACUAUUUCAUCCCUCAGUGCAACAUGCUGGAGCACCUCUCUGAAGAAACUGUCAUGCUGCAUGCACGGAAGCUGUCCUCGGUGCGCUCAGACCCUGCUGAACACCUUCGAACUGCUAUUGAACAUGUCAAAGCAGCCAAUCGGCUAACACUAGAGCUCCAACGACGGGGCAGCACCACCAGCAUCCCCUCCCCACAGUCGGAUGGAGGGGAUAGCAACCAGCCUGACGACCGAUUAGCCAAAAAGUUGCAACAGCUAGUGACUGAGAACCCAGGAAAGUCCAUCUCCGUCUUCAUUAACCCAGAUGAUGUCACAAGACCCCACUUCAGAAUCGACGAUAAAUUUUUCUGAGCUUUCAUCUAUGUUUCUUUGGAGUUUUUGUUUUGUUUUAUUUUUAAAAACUCUUACAGCGUGUAGGGAUUUUUGGUUGAUAUUCCUUGAUGACUCAGUCUCUUGGUUUUUACAUAUCCAGCAUAUAUUGGAUCUGUUGAGAACAAUAUGAAUAAAUUAUAAUUCCUGGUUCUGCAGGACGGUGCAGAUUUUGAAACAAUAUGUUAUGGUUUCAUACGCUGCUUUUGUUUUUUUCGCCCACCCAGCCCCAUUGUCUGUGAGUAGUUUCUAAAGAACGCACCAUAAACACACAUACCAGUGUUAUAUAUAUUUUUUUUCAAGCUUCCAUAAUUUAUGUACCUUUUUGGGCCAGUGAAGGGAGAACUCACCUUCCGUUGCUUAGGAGAUUCAUUUUUUCUCUCCAUGAGCUUCCGUCACCUAAAGAAAUGAUGAGAGACUCUAGGCUGGAAAGCACUACUGGCGAUUUCAUAAGGCCAAACCCAUGGGCUGAAGCCCUGUUCGUCUAUUCUUCACACUUCUCACAGUAGGGGAGAAAGCUGACUUUAGAGAUGAUGAGGCAGCUUUUGGGGGAAAGAGUUGUUUUUGUUUUGAACUACUUUUUGAAUGUAAUUGCUCAUAAUUGGACCUUGUACAGUCCAGAGGGUUGUUUCUGCUGCUUUUCCAUGCAGAAUAAGGUUAUGGAAUGUUAGUUUUAGUGUGUGUAAUUAUUCAAAGCCUUAUUUAAAUUCUAUUAAAGAACAUACCAUUAUAAAUGUUAA
This is a messenger RNA of Rhea pennata, 2351 nucleotides long. RefSeq names its product Mab-21 domain containing 2 (gene MB21D2). The record is from RefSeq and is a predicted model, not a curated record. Lineage: Eukaryota; Metazoa; Chordata; Aves; Rheiformes; Rheidae. The coding region runs from base 118 to 1593 and encodes 491 amino acids. The transcript has 2 exons.